GGCGAUGUAGACAUCAAUAGCCUCGAUAUGCCAGUGCACGUCGUAGCAACAGCUGUAAAAACGUUUUUUGGUUGCCUUGCUGAGCCGCUGAUCCCCUUAGAUCUGCACGAAGAUAUCCUCGUCACUGUGGAUGGGGCUGAUCAAAAUUUAGAUGUCAUUGAACGGCUUCGCUCGGUUAUGGGUAGGAUGACGCCUGUGAACCGAGAGGUGUUGUUAUUCUUCACAUCACAUUUGCAAAAGGUCGCUUCCUCACCCAGCACUGCGAUGGACUAUCAUAAUUUAUCCAAAGUGCUAUUUCCAACGCUGUUCAGGCCACAAUUUAACGACUUCAUCGAGAUGUCAACGGGCACAGCGAAAUUCCAGCGAGCCGCCGAAGUCAUACUACAAAAUGCACAUGACAUCUUUCAAGCCAAUCAAGCAGAUGCGAAUCGGGUCUAA
Molecule: messenger RNA, 438 nt
Organism: Cylicostephanus goldi
Lineage: Eukaryota; Metazoa; Nematoda; Chromadorea; Rhabditida; Strongylidae
Source: the annotation of a GenBank genome assembly